AUGUCGACGGGCUUUUCAUUCUCCAAUUCUUCUUCUUCUUCUUCAGCCUUCUCUUUCUCUUCCUCCACCCCUACUACAUCCUCUGCUUCCCCAUUUUCCUUUGGCUUCUCAUCUGCUCCUUCUUUCGGCACUUCUGCUUCCACUCCCACACCCACCCUAUUCGGAUCUUCUUCUUCCACCACUUCAAACUUAUUCGGAUCAUCUUCCACUUCAAACCCAUUCGGAACUUCUACCGGUUCGGGUUCCACUACGAACCUCUUCGGAUCCACUACAUCUGCAAGUAGUUCCCCAUUGUUUGGGGCACCAAAUUCAGCCACUGCCAAUUCAUCCCCUUUCGGUGGUUCUUCUACUCCUGCUUCGGGUUUUUCGGAUUCAAGUCCCGCUAUGGGCUUGUUUGGUUCAUUAACUGGCGCUUCUACUGGAACUGCACCAACUAGUGCUAGUAGUACUAGUCCAUUUUCUUCAACAACUCCUCCGUUUGGUUUGUCUGGCUCCACGCCAUCAGCCCCCUCCGCUCCUUCUUCUCCACAGGGAUUUUCCUUCUCCAGCUCAGCAGCUGUCAGCUCGGCAUUUUCCUUCCCGGCUGCUUCCCCUGCCACCUCAGCAUCUUCUGCCCCCUCAUUUUCAUUAUUAACUGCUUCAACCACCACUAAUAAUCCGUUAUCUUCUGCACCGGGUUUUUCACUUGCUACUGCAUCAACAGCCUCCCCACCAGCAUUUUCAUUUUCGACCUUGAGCUCAGCAGCAUCAAGUCCAGCAUCAUCUGCAUUAUCAACUCCGAGUUCAGCUGCAGCUGCAUUGUCAUUAUCAACGCCGAGUUCUUCAGCAGCACCUACAUUUUCCUUUUCCAUGCCUGCUACUGCACCUUCUUCAUCUUCUUCACCGUUUUCAGCGUCCACCUCUGUAACAACUUCUUCAAAUGCUCCUUCAUUUGCAUUUAAUACAUCUUCAGCUGCUGCUUCUUCAAAUGCUCCUUCGUUUGCGUUUAAUACAUCUUCAGCUGCUGCUUCUUCAAGUGCUCUGGUGUCAAAACCUGCUUCAAGUACUGGUUUUUCAAUUGCUUCAUCGCCUUUGUUUUCCACCGUUACCACCACCACCAACGUUUCUACAGCUGUAGCUUCUUCCACAACUAGUGGGAGUGGUUCAGCUCUGACGUUUUCCGUGCCCACAUCUUCAGCUUCAACAACUAGUGCUGUUGCUCCAUCCGCAAGUUUUUCAGUGUCUGCCAAACCAUCUACACCAGCUUUAUCCUCACAAUCUACUGCGGCUCUGCCAAGCUUUGGUGUACCAAGCACAACUUCUGGCGCUGCAACAAGUUCAGCUGCUCAAACAUCAUCUGCAUUGACUGUAACUUCUAGUAGCGGGACUACUUCAACUUCUACUGUAGCUGCCACUUCCACACCAAAAUUACCAUCAGAAAUUAUAGGAAAGUCUGUAGAAGAGAUCAUCAAGGAAUGGAACACUGAGCUGCAGGAACGCACUGCAAAAUUUAGAAAGCAGGCUAAUGCAAUAGCUGAGUGGGAUAAAAGGAUCUUGCAGAACCGUGAUAUUCUUCUCAAACUUGAGAGUGAAGUUGCAAAGGUUGUCGAGACACAAGGGAGCUUAGAGCGACAGCUGGAGCUAAUUGAGACUCAUCAGGAAGAGGUUGACAAGGCAUUGCAAAGCAUGGAAGAAGAAGCUGAUCGAAUUUACAAAGAUGAAAGAGGAGUGAUUCUUGAUGAUGAAGCUGCAUCAACAAGGGAUGCUAUGUAUGAACAGGCCGAGUUUGUGGAGAGGGAGAUGGAGAAGAUGACAGAGCAGAUCAAGUCAAUCAUUAAUACUGUUAAUGCCAGCCAGGGUGGAGAACUUGAGGCAACAGAUGGAAUGACACCGCUUGAUGUUGUUGUCCGAAUCUUGAACAAUCAAUUGAGUUCACUGAUGUGGAUUGAUGAAAAGGCUGAAGAAUUCUCAUCUCGUAUUCAGAAGCUUGCAAGCGAAGGGUCUGCUGCCAAUCGUGAAUUAACAGGCCCUAGAUUAUGGUUGACUCGAUGAUUGGUGCACUCGACUUGGUGCUGUGUAAAUCUAAGGGCCUCUUGAAUCUUUUGCGGAUCUCGUUUCUCCUUCUAGCUGUGUAUGUCAUUAGAUCAAGGCAGAUAUGUUAAAUCCUGAUUCCUUUCAAAGGCUUUACAUCUUAUUGGUGAUUGAAGUGCUGAGAUUUCUUUCUUUUUUUAAAAAAAUAUUGGGGCUCAAUUGUGUUCAAAA
Lycium ferocissimum is the source of this 2241-nucleotide messenger RNA. Its product is annotated as nuclear pore complex protein NUP62. The transcript has 9 exons. NCBI's taxonomy places the organism in Eukaryota, Viridiplantae, Streptophyta, Magnoliopsida, Solanales, Solanaceae. Gene Ontology annotation, biological process: RNA export from nucleus; protein import into nucleus. Gene Ontology annotation, cellular component: nuclear pore central transport channel; nuclear pore. Bases 1 to 2031 code for a protein of 676 amino acids. Gene Ontology annotation, molecular function: structural constituent of nuclear pore; phospholipid binding. The record is from RefSeq and is a predicted model, not a curated record.